Molecule: messenger RNA, 636 nt
Organism: Conger conger (European conger)
Lineage: Eukaryota; Metazoa; Chordata; Actinopteri; Anguilliformes; Congridae
Product: guanylin-like
Exons: 3
Coding region: 62-394 (110 amino acids)
Cellular component (GO): extracellular region
Molecular function (GO): guanylate cyclase activator activity
Source: RefSeq, a predicted model, not a curated record
GGUCGUAAACAAGAGGACAAGACAUCACGCCGUAACUAAAGCUGACCGUUCACAGGAGAAGAUGAAGCCAUCGCUGUCGAUCGUCGUGCUGCUUGUAGCUUUCGCCUUCGUCACGGAAGCCAUCCAAGUGGAGGAAGGAGAUUUCAGCUUCCCGCUUGAGUCAGUGAUAAAACUAAAAGAGCUGAUGGGGCUUGACGAUACGGUGAAACGGAGCCCUCGCCUGGCAACAACCAGUACUACGGCCGUCUGCACGAACCCAGACCUGCCGACUGAGUUCCUGUCCCUCUGUCAGACCAAGGGAGCGGCCAGUUCUUUCUUCAGACUGGGGUUUUUGGCAGCCCGGCCAGACCUGUGUGAGAUCUGUGCAUAUGCUGCCUGCACUGGCUGCCUCUGAACCACCUGACCCUACAGACCAACUGCCAAACCUGACCCCUACAGACCGACUGCCAAACCUGACCCCUACAGACCGACUGCCAAACCUGACCCCUACAGACCGACUGCCAAACCCUGCCCUGCCUUCUCAUUUCUCCGUUCUUUAAAUUUAUCUUACAAUUUCUGCACAAUUAUCCAAGAUUUCUUUAUAACUUUGAGGGGGAAAAUAUGCUUUUGUUUUUAUUAGUCCAUUUAGAAUGGUUA